GAUAGACCUAGUAGACAAAAUUAAAUUGAGUUUUAAUUUACUUUUGUGUUGUUACCCAGACGGCCAGACCCCAAGUAUAGUACUAUAAUUUGGGGCAAAUUAACCUACCCCGUAGCUAGGGUUUUUGUCUAAUAACGUCUCCCUCGGUCGCUUGAAGCUUUAUCUCUUUAACUCGGGUCUCUAUACACGCCACUCUUACCAAAGGCUACUGUUGUUGAGGUUCUUCUUUACUCCUCUAACUUCUCCAUCUCCGUGCGGUGAAGUUCUGAAGUUGUUUUUCUCUAGCGGAAUCAAACUGUUGAGAUGAGAAAAGACAAGCCAGCUGUUGCAAGUUCGAGUAAAAUCAAAUUUGAAGACUCUGAUGAACAUGAAUCUUCGUCUGAAGAUGAGGAGGAGAAGGAGUUAGAGGAGGAGCUUGCUGAUGUGACCUUUGAGGAAUUGCAGAGAGCACGGUCUGAUGGGUCGGAUACAAUGUAUAGGAAGUUCAAUUCUGAAGGAAAAAGUGGCCGAGCAAACAAGAACAGGCCAGUGGAGAUGAGUAGCAAGAAGCCAGUGAGCAGAUUUAGGGAAAUUAUCCAAGUCCCUAAAGAGGUUACUCGUGACCCUCGCUUUGAGUCUUUAUGUGGCCAGCUUGACGAAGAUGGAUUCAAAAAGAGAUACAAUUUUCUUUACGAGGAUGAUCUUCCAGCAGAAAAAGAGGAUCUGAAGAAACAGAUGAGGAAAUCAAAUGAUCCAGAAGAGAUAAAUGAACUGAAAAAUCGCAUUGGUUGGAUUGACAAGCAAUUGAAAUCGGCAGGAUUGAAGCACACUGAGAGAGAGAUUUUGGCAGAGCAUAAGAAGAAAGAGAGAGAAGCUGCUAAGCAAGGGAAACAACCUUAUUACCUCAAAAAAUCUGAAAUUAGGCAGCGCAAACUUGUUGAGAAAUACAAGGAACUCAAAGCAUCAGGCAAACUGGAAGCAUAUAUCGAGAAGAAAAGGCGCAAGAAUGCUGCAAAAGACCACAGAUACUUGCCAUAUCGGCGUCCUGGCGAGCAAGAGAACAAGUGAAAUAACAGGUUUGCAUGCUGUAGCAAAUUUGUUUGCUUGGGUUCCUCGUCGCAUAUCAGCUUCUAACCACAGAUGCUCGUUGGUAUGCACGAACAUGGGCCCUCUCAUUCAAGAUGUAGAGGCAUUGGGGAGAGCCGACUUCUUUUGUUACUUCAAAGGUGCAGCUACUCUUCCUAUUUAUGCCUCGGUACAGCUAAUCUUGAUGAAAUGUACUAGUUAUAUUUGAGAGCCUUGAAGAAAAAGUUAAUUUACGAUAUCACUAGCAAGUACACAAUGCCUGUAGUUGAUCAUGCCUCAAGUGAGUUAUGUGCCUUCAGUUUUGCUGAAAAAUUGUUGAUGGUAGAACAAGGGAACGUUUUUGAGUUUGUCGAUUGUAAUUGCUACUUGGUCUAUUUUUUUCUACUUGCUAAAAGAAUGAAGCGGACAUUCCUGUUAAAGGAAGCUGAACACUUCCUUUCAAAUUCAACUAAAAAAAGUAUUACUAUUGCUGAAUAGCUAUAGAGAAAUUAGUUUCUCCA
This is a messenger RNA of Nicotiana tabacum (common tobacco), 1565 nucleotides long. RefSeq lists its product as uncharacterized. Lineage: Eukaryota; Viridiplantae; Streptophyta; Magnoliopsida; Solanales; Solanaceae. Gene Ontology annotation, cellular component: nucleolus; 90S preribosome. The record is from RefSeq and is a predicted model, not a curated record. Gene Ontology annotation, biological process: maturation of SSU-rRNA from tricistronic rRNA transcript (SSU-rRNA, 5.8S rRNA, LSU-rRNA).